This is a messenger RNA of Durio zibethinus, 2916 nucleotides long. RefSeq names its product transcription factor BIM1-like. Gene Ontology annotation, biological process: DNA-templated transcription. The record is from RefSeq and is a predicted model, not a curated record. Gene Ontology annotation, molecular function: DNA-binding transcription factor activity; protein dimerization activity. NCBI's taxonomy places the organism in Eukaryota, Viridiplantae, Streptophyta, Magnoliopsida, Malvales, Malvaceae.
AAAAAAACACAAAUUAUUAAAAUCGUCGAGUUUCGUGAUCCACAUAUUGCCACACCCAAAUUACACCCCGAAAAAUAAAUAAAAAAUCAAACCGAGCCCUCAACCUUAGCCUUAACGUCGUCAACCCCGCCGCAACGUCGUUACUUCAACGCCGUUAAAUGAAACGCAAUAAAGAAAGUGUAUAAAAGCAUCUUUGAAGCAAAGAGAGUUUAUUUUCUCCGACCCAAAGCCUCGUCUUUCGCCGAAUUGCUUCUUCUCUACAAAGUAAAAGGGAGUUCUUUUGGUGGUUGAAUUUUGAAGGAGAUGCUCCGUAGCUACAUUAUUAUACGUUUUACUUUACGAGUUUUAUUUCAGUGUUUACAAUUCAGUUUUUCCUUGCUUCAAAUCAUCACUUCGCUGAAAUUCCACGUUAAAAUCGUUUCAACUCAGAUCAAAGAAGAUUCCGUGACAAGAAACUUAAUUCUGAUUCGUGCAGUUAAACGUGUGGAGAAGAUCUCUUGGAACUGAAAUUGUCGAAUUUUCACAAGAAAAAACAAAAAGAAUCGAGGAAAAUUUCAUUUCAAGCGUUAAUUACGGUUCACAAUUUUGGAAUCUGAAGUCAAUUAUUUGAAAGAGCUUUUUAUUUUGAAAGCGUCGGUAAAUGCGCCCCUAAUCUCAGGUGAAGCCGUACUUCUUUUUCGCGACGAAAUUCACUUUCUCGACGUGAAACGGAUCUGAUAAAGCAAUCAGGAUUGAAGAAUUUUCCAGUUUUUUAAAUUCUACCGUUCAAGCUCUUUGAAUUCAUUGAAUUGUUGUCGAAUUUUCUGAUCCAAAGUUUCACAGCCCAAAAAAAAAAAAAAAAAACGAAGCCAUAGAUGGAGCUUCCUCAACCCCAGCCUUUCGCCGCUGAAGGAAGGAAACCAACGCAUGACUUUCUGUCACUGUACAGUCAUUCUAGCGUCCAAGAUCCGAGGCCACCUUCUCAAGGUGGGUAUCUUAAAACUCAUGAUUUCCUCCAACUGGAACGACUAGGGAAGACAAGUGCCAAGGAGGAAACACCAGUCGAGGUAGCAACGGCUGAAAAGCCGCCACCGCCUGCACCACCUCCUUCUGUGGAACAUAUUCUCCCGGGUGGAAUUGGAACUUACAGUAUAAGCCACAUUUCCUAUUUUAAUCCACGGGUUCCAAAAGCAGAGGAGGCAUUAUUCGCUGUAGCUCAAGGGAGUAGUAGCGAGAGAAAUGACGAAAACUCCAACUGCAGUUCUUACACUGGAAGUGGUUUCACUUUGUGGGAAGAAUCUGCACCAAAGAAGGGAAAGACAGGGAAGGAGAAUACCGGAGAAACACCCGUUGUAAGAGAAGCGGCGGGGAAGGGGGAGCAAUGGGCCACAUCGUCGUUGGAGAGGGCGUCGCAGUCGUCAACUAACAACCAUCGCAAUAUUUUCGGCUCUCCCUCUUCCUCUCAGCCAUCAUCAAAGCAGAAAAGCCAAAGCUUCAUGGAAAUAAUAAAAUUAGCAAAGGGUAGCGCACAAGAUGAUGAUUUUAAAGAAGAUGAAGGUUCUGUUCUCAAGAAAGAGAGUUCUACUACUACCCAUUGUAAAGGAGAAUUGAGAGUAAAAGUGGAUGGAAAGAGUGCAACUGAUCAGACGGCCAACACCCCAAGGUCAAAACAUUCUGCUACUGAGCAGCGGAGGAGGAGUAAGAUUAAUGACAGAUUUCAGAUGUUAAGAGAUCUCAUUCCUCAUAGUGACCAAAAGAGAGAUAAGGCCUCAUUGUUAUCAGAGGUUAUCGAGCACAUUCAAUUUUUACAGGAAAAAGUACACAAGUAUGAGGGAACAGAUCAAGGAUGGAACCAUGAACCAUCGAAAUUGAUGCCAUUGAGAAACGACCACGGACACACAGAAAAUUAUGCUGAUCAAUCCAUAAAUGGUUUGUCGUCGGCUCCUGCCUUAAUUUUUUCUGCAAAGCUAGAUGAGGAAAACAUCACCGUCACCCCAACUAUUCCUGGAACUGCACGUAACCCUAUAGAAUCUGAUAUGAGCUCAGCUACUAACUUCAGAGCAAUAGACCUUCGUCCUGGAAUGACGAAUAAGACAAUACCCUUUCCUAUGUCGCUACAGACAAGCUUCUUCACCUCUGCCCGGAGUGCUGGGGUGGCAGCUCAACUUCCACCUAGAUUGCCAUCUGAUGCAGAAAAUUGUGCAUCUCAGCCUCAAUCUGUACAAUGUCAUACUGGAUCAUAUACUACUAAUGGCGCUCUUCCUACUGAAAAGCUGAAAGAACAAGAACUGACAAUUGAAGAUGGAACAAUUAGCAUGUCAAGUGCAUAUUCACAAGGGUUGUUGAAUACUCUAACGCAAGCGCUGCAGACUUCAGGAGUGGAUUUGUCACAUGCCAGCAUCUCAGUGCAAAUUGAGCUCGGAAAGCGAUCUAGUAGUUGGCCUAUUGCUCCAACGUCCACACUUAAGGAUAGAGAGGCUCCAUCAACGAAUCAGGAGACGGUAACACGUUCUAGAGUUGGAUGCGGUAAGAAUUCUGAUAAACCCCUAAAGAAGCUUAAGGCACGAAAACAACUUUCUUGACAAUUCCACUAUUUUUUUUUUUUUUUUGGUUACCGGAGGAUGUUAAGAUCGAGUCCUGAUCAUUGAAAUUAAGAAUUCAACACUCUAUCAAUAGAUCAUAUGACUGUUGCUCAUGAUAUUUUUUUUUAUUUAAUUAAUUCAUUUUUUUUUUGGAGUACCAACAAAGAUCCAUGUACAUCUAGUAGGCAAGCUUUGAUCUUUGUUGGGAUAUAUGCAUAGAAUUCCCACCAAAACAAAUAUGCAUUAUUCAUCUUUCAUUUUGUUGUAAUUCACCAUAUCCAUGCCAAAAACCUGCUUUUCAUUGAAGGCUUCCAUCAUCUGAAGUUUCUUUCAAUGCUGUCAUUAUUUGUUAAAA